Anopheles marshallii is the source of this 1536-nucleotide messenger RNA. Its product is annotated as tektin-4. Bases 1 to 1536 code for a protein of 511 amino acids. Gene Ontology annotation, cellular component: microtubule cytoskeleton; nucleus. The record is from RefSeq and is a predicted model, not a curated record. NCBI's taxonomy places the organism in Eukaryota, Metazoa, Arthropoda, Insecta, Diptera, Culicidae. Gene Ontology annotation, biological process: cilium movement involved in cell motility; cilium assembly. The transcript has 6 exons.
AUGGCGCAACUAAACUGUCCACCCUGUACGCCGUGUGCAUCCGUGUGCAUUGAACAUCAACCAAUUCAAACGGAAACUUCCGUUGAUAAUCCAUUUCACAAGCCGAAAGAACCAACGGCAGCGGACAUUCAUGCAUAUCAGCAAGAGCUACAAACGAGCCCAGUCGGAUUGCCUGCUAGCGAUCCACCUCCGUAUCUUCCUCAACGGGUUGGCAACUCGGACGGAUAUCCUUUGGCAAAGCCGAUGGGACCCAUCGGUCCGUGGGCGACCGGUCGCGUCGAUUGGGGUGCUUUGUCCGGUCAAACCGGCACACGGCCCGUAGUCAACCAGUACUCCAUUACGCGCUACAGCGUGGACGAAUGGCGCCAGCGAAACGCGAACAUGAUAAAUGCCUGCGACGCUACCGUCGAUCAAAGCGUGCAGGUGGAAAAUGCAAGCAAAAAUACGAUCAUUCGUACAUACGCCAUUGCGGACAAAACGCAAACCGAUUGUACUCAUAGUUUGCACGUGCGGGCCAAAAAUAUUGAUAACUUAAAGUGUGAGCUGAAUCGAGCCAUUUCCAGCAUGCAGGAAGAAAUAGCCGCACUCGAACGGCAACGCAGACGCUUAAAGCAAUCGCUGGCGGUGCUUCGUAUGCCAGAAGCUAUCGCAAACGAAUGCUUGGAACGCCGUACGGGACGUCCGGACACGGAAUUAAUUCGCGAUCGGCCCGAAGAGGAGUUAAUACAAGAGAUCAGUUUGAUUUCCGAGAUAAAAGCGAUUUUAGUCCAGACGCUUGCUAACAUUGAGCAACAACAAAGCGACAACCGUGCCGUACGGCAGCGAAUGGAAUUUGAUUGGAGCGAGAAAAAGGUGGCUCAUGAAAACGAUGCCAUUAAUUGUAAUCUUCGCAACCAAUCCACUAACACGUUGUUCAAACCCGGAGCUACAAGAUGCUCGAAUGAGCAAUCGACGGAAAUCUAUUGGGAAAAGUUUUCACGUGAAACGCUGGACAUGUAUCAGAACUGUCGCCAUAAGUCGGAACAAUUACGAAACACGCUGGAUGCGAUACUUACGAACGCGGCUCGGGAUCUGCGAACGCAAGCCGAUAGCGUGGAGCGGGCGCUUGCUACGCGCAUAUCCUGCAUGGAAGAAAUUCGAGAAAAGCUUGAGAUUGAUCUUCGGACUAUUCUGCAGCGUUUAGCAGACACGGAAAUUCAAAUCGAUAAACUGAAGGUGGCAAUAAGAAACAUGGACUACUCUGUGAUGGUGGUGCAAACUCGUCUAGAUAACCGCAAUCAAAGGCCACGGGUGGAGAAUUGUCGUGAUCAGCCACAAAAUUUGCUAAUUGCCGAAGUGAAAUCACUUGAGGUGGGAACAUCGGCCAUGAAUGCCCAGCUGAAACAGGAAGAAGAUGUAAAACAGGAACUGAUCAACCGUCGCAAUGAAUUGGAACGGGAAAUUAUGCUGAAGCGGCGCACUAUCGCAAUUGAUCGUGAUCGUUGCCAACUGUUGCGAUCGCAUUUUCCCUCGUCCACUGCGUUGAGUGGUUACUGA